AUGGCUUUUACUUUCGUAGUUGAUUAUGCCAACUUUGUUGAUUCUCUUAAUGAAAAUGACGUCAAAAUACUUAUUGAUCUUCUCAAUAAACGAAUGAAGAAAUCUCCACCCACACCUCCACUAUCUACUAAUGACCAUGUUAUUACACGAUCCUCAUCAUUACCAUCCUACAUAUCACCUUCUUCAUUUUUUAACAAUACUAUUAUCGACACCCCACCAUCAUCUCCAUCUUUAUCAUCUACAUCUUAUUUUUCUUUGGAAAAUACUACCUUUAUACGCACGCCCCCAGUUUUAAAAACGGAUAUCAUUAAGAUAUCCGAAUAUUAUCAAAAUAGGAAUCUAUUAGAUUCCAAUAUAAAUCUUAAUCAUUUGUUAAAGAAAACAAAUGAUUUAGUCAUAAAUCAGGGAUUUAUGACGACUACAUGGGACUCUCAUAAACCGUGUUUCAUGUGUUGGCGCAGUUACCCCCACACAUGCUGUUCCUCGUGUAAACGUCUAUCUGGGCCUAAUCUCCAUCUCUGUAAUGGAUAUGAAGAUUUUUGUAGGUGCCAGUAUUCAUGUGGUCUCGUAUACCCAGCUCAAUACUCACCUGAUGAUGAGGUGUCAUCAUGGAAAAAAUGUAAGUUCUAUGUUGACAGGGGUAUCGAUUUAGAAUCUGCUUUGGCAGAACAUAUAAAAACGUGUAAAGGAACUAUAAAAAAGGAUUUAAGUGUCGUAUGUCUAAAAGUUUCGAAACACAAAACUAAAAAAGGCACACGUACAGAUCCAAUAUUCAUUAAUCUUAAUAAAGAUAGAUGUGAACUCUGUAAAGAAAUCCAUGACAUACGUCAGGCAUGCCAUGGUGAAAAUUUGGAAUGCUGGUCAUCCAACACCACAUUAGUUGAUUUACCAUUAACAAUGUUAAAUCAUGCUAAUGAAACAGCAAAAUUUCAUGUUGUGUUAAAUGUAAUUACCAAUAUGCCUCCACGUAAGAAUAGCAAAGGUCAAGAAUGCCACAUUAUUCCAUCUUUUCUUUCUGAAUCAUCAUUGAAUGAAUUAUUGUCGAAAUCUUUCAGCAAUAACCCAACAGUAAUAUCUAGAAAGAAAAAAGUAACAGAGGAUCAAAUAUCUCACUAUAUAUUAACAUAUGGACAAGAACUACACAGUACAAUACCAGUGUUAGAUCCUUGA
Molecule: messenger RNA, 1170 nt
Organism: Dentiscutata heterogama
Lineage: Eukaryota; Fungi; Glomeromycota; Glomeromycetes; Diversisporales; Gigasporaceae
Source: the annotation of a GenBank genome assembly